CGUUUGUGUCAGUGUAAAUGAUCAGGUAGUAAUGGAGCUAAGCCACGAUUUUUCCGGAUAACGUUCAGUGCGUUGUUUUAUUAGUACCGACAUAUUUCGUCAUUUAGAAUAUUUCUGACCUCUUAAUAACUGUAGAAGAUGCCGGGUCACAGGGCUGAGAGAGGGGAGAAGGUAGAGGUCAGUGACAACGUGAAGGUGGUGGUGCGGUGUCGCCCCCUCAACCAGAAAGAGAAAGUCAUGGGCUUCAAGCAGGCGGUUUUGGUUGACGAGAUCCGGGGCAGCAUCACCGUCAACAGGGCAGACACCCCCAACGAGCCCCCAAAGACCUUCACGUUUGACACCGUCUUCGGGCCUGACAGCAAGCAGCUUGACGUUUAUAAUCUGACGGCCAGACCCAUCAUCGACUCGGUCUUGGAAGGUUAUAAUGGAACCAUCUUUGCUUAUGGUCAGACGGGGACCGGGAAGACGUUCACCAUGGAGGGUGUCAGAGCAGUGCCUGAGCUCAGGGGCAUUAUUCCAAACUCAUUUGCUCACAUUUUUGGCCACAUUGCCAAAGCAGAAGGAGAUACCAGGUUCUUGGUUCGAGUUUCCUACUUGGAAAUCUACAAUGAAGAAGUUCGAGACUUACUGGGAAAGGACCAGUUGCAGAGGUUAGAGGUAAAGGAAAGGCCGGAUGUGGGCGUGUACAUUAAGGAUUUGUCGGGCUAUGUGGUCAACAAUGCUGAUGACAUGGACAGGAUCAUGACACUUGGGCACAAGAACCGUUCUGUUGGAGCCACAAAUAUGAACGAGCACAGCUCACGCUCCCACGCCAUCUUUACCAUCACGAUCGAGUGCAGCGAGAAGGGCGUUGACGGCAACCAGCACGUGCGCAUGGGCAAACUCCAUCUUGUAGACUUGGCUGGAUCUGAGAGGCAGGGGAAGACUGGAGCCACUGGACAGCGACUGAAGGAGGCCACAAAAAUCAACCUGUCCCUGUCCACCCUGGGAAACGUAAUUUCAGCCCUGGUGGAUGGCAAGAGCACUCACGUUCCGUACAGGAACUCCAAACUCACCCGGCUGCUGCAGGACUCUUUGGGCGGGAAUUCAAAGACAAUGAUGUGUGCCAACAUCGGGCCAGCAGACUACAACUACGACGAGACCAUCAGUACCUUGCGCUACGCCAACCGUGCCAAGAACAUCAAGAAUAAAGCCAGAAUCAAUGAGGACCCCAAGGAUGCCCUCCUGCGCCAGUUCCAGAAGGAAAUUGAGGAUCUGAAGAGGAAGUUGCUAGAGGGUAUGACCCACUUUCACUUUUCCCUUUGUGGUCAACUUUGGUCCGAAAGGUCAGGAUGUCAGGCUUCUCGCUGCAGUGGCCUGGAGAUGAAGACUUUGUUCUUUUUAGGAAAGAAGAAGGUGUCCCCUGAAAAGAUGGUGGAGAUGCAGGCCAAGAUUGAGGAGGAGAGGAGGGCUCUGGAGGCCAAGCUGGACAUGGAGGAAGAGGAGAGGAAUAAGGCUCGAGCCGAGCUGGAGAAGAGGGAGAAGGAUCUCCUUAAAGCCCAGCAUGAACACCUCUUGCUGCUGGAGAAACUGUCUGCCCUCGAGAAGAAGGUCAUUGUCGGGGGAGUGGACCUGCUGGCCAAGGCUGAGGAGCAGGAGAGGCUACUGGAGGAGUCCAACAAUGAGCUGGAGGAGAGGCGUCGGCGGGCGGAGCGGCUCCACCGGGAGCUGGAGGAGAAGGAGCAAGAGCGCCUUGACAUUGAGGAGAAGUACACCAGCUUGCAGGAGGAAGCGCAAGGAAAAACCAAGAAGCUGAAGAGGGUCUGGACCAUGCUUAUGGCUGCCAAGUCAGAGAUGGCAGAUCUGCAGCAGGAGCACCAACGGGAGAUCGAGGGGCUUCUGGAGAACAUCCGUCAGCUCAGCCGUGAGCUUCGGCUCCAGAUGCUGAUCAUCGACAACUUCAUCCCGCAGGAAUACCAGGAGAUGAUUGAGAAUUAUGUGCACUGGAACGAAGACAUUGGGGAGUGGCAGCUGAAAUGUGUGGCCUACACCGGAAACAACAUGAGGAAGCAGACCCCAGGCCAGGAUAAGAAGGAAUCCGAUCCCUUGGAAGUGGACCUGUCCCACGUGUACCUGGCCUACACAGAGGAGAGUAUGAGGCAGUCCAUCAUGAAGCAGGAGCGACCGCGGGCUCCAAGGAGUGGGAAGUCCAGGCCGAAGACCAGCAGGCGGAAACGACCCACUAAACCAGAGACUGCGAUUGAGUCCCUUCUGCAGUAACGGGAGAACACCUCAGCUCUGUGGGAUGAGUACAUGGGAAAGGCCUUCACUACUUCAGGGGACGAUAGAGGCAUCGGACUGUGAACCAUGGGCAUCUGUGCUUUAAAAUGGACUGUGAAAAAGACCAAGCACCUUGUACAAAAACUGUGUGUUGCGUCAUACUGAAUGUGUAGGUCCUACAGUAUAUUAAUGGUUAUAUGUAGAGAUGAAGCAGUGCUUCCCCUUUCCUACGCAGUAACACUAUUACCAGCCAGUCUAUGCAUGUUGUUUGCCCUCUGAAUUCACUUUUAUUUACUUUACCACUAAGCACUCCCUUUUACGUGUCAGCCUUUGAAUCGUCUGUUCAAACGUGGUUGGAGAUGACAGGACCUUCCAGAUGAUGGUCAUUCUCUUCAUGAGUCUAAGGGUAGUAAGGGCAGUAGGUGUUUCCUUGGGUAUUGUGUACUGUUUCCCUGUUAAUGUACGCUGGCUACGUAGCAGAAUGUGUGGUUACAUGUUGGUGAUGUAUAUCCAUGUCAUUCUCAGCAUUUCUAUUAUUUCGACACACAAACUUAUUUUGUUUUUCUUUAAAAUUGUCUGAGUUUAACAUUUGAGUUGUAUGCAGUUGAGUUGCAAAGUUAGGUAUUUUGAAUGAGUUUAUUAUUGAAAUGAUAUAUAUAUAAUGUGUGUAUAGACAAAGAUAAUUAGCAUGUUCGCUGUGGUCAGGAGACCUCGCAGCUGCCGCUUGUCCCAUAUAGCCUGAUCAAUCAAGGGCAUCUGGAAAGUGCUGCAGAAGUGACUCAUUCUGUCCAGGCCAGUUCACGUCAGAUCACUGCAACCUAGAUUAAAAUUUUGUUUAGGCUCUGUAUUUUCACUGAUUGUUAAAAGACAAGUGAGUUUUGGGAGGAAGAGGUCAGCGCUCUUAACGCGUUUGCAGUGCAGGAACAGAAACAUCUUCAGAGCUCAGAGGUCAACUGCUGUCCUUUAUUUAUGAUUCUUAAUAAUUAUGAAAACAAACAUUCCAACAAUAUCAUAUUUUAAAUAACUUAAAAUAUAAAUUAUACAUAAAUAGUGGAGAAAUUAGGGUUUUGAGUAGAUCUGCUGAGCGCAGCGAUGGGCCUUGAUCAGAAAGUGUUUCAGCUGAAGCUCAUUCCCGGUCUCGAAGAUGGGACAAUUUUUUAUCUGAAUGGGGACAGAUUGUUCUGGUUAGGUGAAAGGUCAUUCUGCCAGUGGGACCCCCACCAUCCUCACUAGGGUGGGUGUCAUGUUUGACAAUUAAACUCAGUGUUGACAAUAAGA
Paramormyrops kingsleyae is the source of this 3537-nucleotide messenger RNA. The record is from RefSeq and is a predicted model, not a curated record. Lineage: Eukaryota; Metazoa; Chordata; Actinopteri; Osteoglossiformes; Mormyridae.